GGGCGUUCGAAUAGAGUCGCCGAAAUCGCGGCAGAUGUCGAUUUCCGAGAGGCGUUUUUCGGUCUCAAUGUAAACUCGGUCGUUCUUCAUUCCACUUUUUUUUUUAUUCCCUUCUGGUUUGUGCUCCAUCAUUUAACGGCAAUUUAUUAACAAUGCGCCGCGGCUCAAUCCCAGCACGCGUCGCCGCCGUGCGUGCCAGCCCCAAGCUGACGAUGACAACGCCAACGAUGACAAAGAUGAUGAUGAUGCACAUGAUGAUGAUGAUGCUGGUGGCGGUGCUCGUGGUGCUCGCAGGCGUGGGCGGCCAACCCGCUCAUGCCAAGCGGAUUGCCGGCAGCCCGUACCCGAGCUCGCCGCUUCCCGCCGCGGUCGUCGUGACGAUUGACGACGCGUACCUGUCCGUCGCCCAGCGCGUGCUUGUCAACACGCUGCAGGGCCAGCUUGCACGCAACGGCCGACCUGCGCUCUACCGCUUCUCGUCGAACAGCACGCUCGCGGGGACCUCGCAGGACUUUGUGCUGUGGCUGGAGCAGGCCGCGCUCUCGUUCGGCGUUACGCCCGACCACUCGAUCGAGCGCAACCUCACCGCCGUGCUCACCCGCUUCCGCUCGUCCAUUGCCGGGUUUGUCCUGUACGAUGGCGCCAACCCGUCGUUCGGCGACUCGGUCAACGUCGCGCUGUCCGUGUGCGCCGCCGUGCCAGGCGCCAUUGCGACCGAUCCCACCAACGUGCCGCUCCUGCAAUCGCUCGGCCUUGUCCAGCUCUACGACGUCCGCGCUUCGACCGGUCGCAGCUUUGAUUGGGCCCUCGACACAUUCGGAUCCGCCUUCAGCAACACGACCAUUACCUUCCAGACCACCGCCAUGCCAGACCAGCUCAGCGAUUGGACUGUGUUUUCUCAGUCGUUCAGCUAUUUCAUUACGAGCGAUCUGAACGCGUCUGCCACCGCGAAACGCGCCUUCUCUCGGCUCGACCAGUCGCCGCUUGCCGCGCUGUUUGGCUGGGGUGUCAGCGAAAACGGAUUGGUCGGGUUUGCCUCGGAGCACCACGCCGUCGUGCAUGCUGCGGACUGGGCCAUCAACCUGUCCGUCCUGGCCAACCUGAAUGUGUCCAGCACGUUUGCGCUCACCCAAAAGACGCAUGCGAAUGACGUGCCGUCGCCGCCGCCGGCCGUCCACACUGUCUGCUUCUUGAUGACGGACGGCGACAACAUUCAGUGGCUGCUCACCAGCUUUAUGGCCUGGUACAAUACCACCGCCAAGGGCAAGACCAACCUUGGAUGGACGAUUUCUCCAGCGCUCUUCGAGCUCGCUCCUGCCGUCAUGCAGUACCUGUACGACACGGCCUCGAACGGCACCACGGCUGGCAUGCCCGGCCGCGACUUUUUCGUCGCCGCGCCCUCGGGCCUCGGCUAUGGCUAUCCCAACAGCCUGCCCAACAUGGCCGAGUUCUCGACGCUGACGUCCGACUUUAUGGCGGCGACCGAUCUGCGGAUUGUCAAUGUCAUCACCACCGACAACGACAACCCGACCAACAACCUCGACAGUCUGAUCGCCGAGCCCAACGUCGACGCGGUCUUCCUCUACCCUUACGACAACUAUGCCCUGCUCAACGGCUCACUGACCUGGAUGAACGGCAAGCCUGUGAUUGGCGGACGCUACAACCUGUGGAGCGGCACCUUUGAAACGCCGCAGACGCUCGCAGCCAAGAUCAACGCCUUGCCGCGCAACAUUCAGUCCGCCGACUCGUACACGCUCAUUCCAGUGCACGUCUGGACCAAUUCGGUGCAGGAUGUUGCCACGUGCGCUUCGUUGCUCCAGGCCGGCGUCGACGUUGUUACUCCCGACGUGUUUGUUCAACGUAUUUCCAAGCACGUUGCGCGCACUUGAAGCUGAGUGUGAGGUGUGAGCUGGGAUGGAAGCAAGGGAAAACAGCAUUCCUGGUUUCUCAUUGUGUUCGUUUUUGACUCGAUCAAUUCGCACGCACAGAACGUCUUGAAGAAAUACAAACAGAGAAAAACAAAACAAAAAAAAC
Molecule: messenger RNA, 2034 nt
Organism: Capsaspora owczarzaki ATCC 30864
Lineage: Eukaryota; Filasterea; Ministeriida; Capsasporidae
Exons: 2
Coding region: 153-1889 (578 amino acids)
Source: RefSeq, a predicted model, not a curated record